AGACGGGCUACCUGUGUAUAGACUUCCAGAUUGUGUUGCUUGUUUCGCUUGUGUCGUUAUUUGUGUGUUGCUUCGUUAUUUGUGCAUCGGUCUAUCAUCCAAUAAAAUGGGCCAAGAACAGAGUACUUCUCAAACAGGAGCUAGCAGUUCACCUUCUGAUAUUCCAUACACAAGCUACUCUGUGGAGAAGACGAAUAUAAAGAGCAAGACGUUAAAAAACAAAUCAACUUUAGAUGACAUCUACGUUGUGAGCGAAGGACAAAGACCUCAUCAGAACAUCGACGAAGACUUAAAAAAUCUUCAAUUGCUUCAGCAUUGUAAACCUGUCUUGCGUGCUUCAGUACAAGCAAGUACACCYAAGGAGUUUGAGAGUCUCGAAAGAUUUGAUUUAACGCCUCUUUUAAAGUUGUGUACAAGAUACGAAGAUCAUCUGAGGCAGUGCGCUGAGGCUGUCUCAUUCGAUCAAGACAUGCUUUCAUCACGAAUCAAAGAAGUUGACGUUAACUGUGCUGCCGUAAUGAGUGCCGUCAGCGACAGAUACCGAAGGCUAGUUCACGUGUCGGCGCAUUUGAAGAAAGUCCAAGAAAUGAGCCAAACAUUAAGGAGGCUAGAUUUCAAUAUUAAGAGAAUAAUUCCAAUGAUGGAUAGACUGAAUAACUUGCUUCCUGAAGAUGAAAAACUAGAGCCUUUUAACUAUCAACCUACAUAUGAUAUACAAUCAGCAUCAUCUUUCAAUGACAAAUUAUAAGAAAAAAGUUUUUACAGAUUGGCAGCUUCAUGCAAUAAGCUAUUUAUAAGUUAUAGUCUAKAGGAUAUUACAUGGGCGCGUGGAGAUACGGAUUUUAUCUUUGAGUGUUGAAAAGAUCUCUCACGAGUGAACGUUGUUUAUCAUAUGUUGAUGAUUUUGAUUUUGAUGGAUUAGCUCAUCGUAUCGAUGAAUGCUUGUUUCUAUUUCCAUUUAAUGUUUGUGCCUGCGAUGGCUUAACAGUCCAAUGCGUGAGGCACAGAUGCGCCCACAGUUAUCACAGGCAAAUUGAUUCGAUGACGGCUGCUGGUUUKYAGCAUGGCGGUGACGACGCAGUUCAGAAAGUCUUGAGGUUCGAGUUGCAUCAAAGAUCUUUUGCCCAUUGUUGCAGCUGGCACACCAUAAAGGACGAUCAUUUGCCAAAGACUCAAAAGAUGAGGGGGCCAUUUUGUAUCCUUUGAGUGUGGCUUUAAGGACAUCUUUGUACAGCUUGCGCUGCCCACCUUUCUUCCUUUUCCCUGAUUUGAGCUCACCAAAUAGCAGUGCCUUUGGAAUUCUUUAAGGGCCCAUGUUCACCACAAGUCCGUCCCAUCGAAGUUGUGCACGAUUGACAAUUGAUUCCACACUUUCACAAUUUCACUCUUGGGUAUUCUGUAUCUCCAGGUCAUGUUGCAGAUCUUUCGAAGGCAGUGUUGAUGGAACUGCUCUAGUGCUUUGAUAUGGCACCGAUACUGCGUCCACAACUCAGAACCCUAUAGAAGUGUACUCAUUACAACAGUUUUGUACACMUGGAUUUUUGUGCACAGUCGUAUACCAUUGUUGGACCAGAGACAAUGCUGUAAGCAGCCAUAUGCACACCAGUGUUUUAGUUUUGUUUUGUCGAUAGAGCAUUUUCAAAGAUUAGCAAUUUCCGGUCCAGAUACACAAAAAGAYGGACCCACGGUCUGGAUACGCGAUUUCACGGACCAGUUUUCAGCCAAUCAGAGUGUGUGUACUAUUUACGUCAUAUAAUAAAAACACAUAAUAAGAAAUUAAGCUAAUUAAUUAAAGUGCACGCCAAAAAGCUGUGAAACAAUUCUUAACAAUCAACAGCUAAAUAAGAUUCAGUUAUCAACUAACAAUUCACUGGUGCAUGGGCACAAUGCCAGAAAGGAAGUUGUUUUGUUUAUGCCUAAAAGAAUUCUUAUUCAGUUUAUAACUAAGUAUUAUUAGGCGCUAAUUAGUUAAGAAUUGUUUCACAAUUAUGUAGCAUGCACUCUAAGAUUUAUACCCAACAUUCAUCGUUGUCUAAUAGAUAGUUUGAGUAACCAUGUACAGAAUUGCAGAUGAUGCCUUUGGGAAACAAUGGAUAAUCUUAAUAAUAAUAAUAAUGGAUAAUUUAUUCUUUUAUUUCCCCUGAGCCUCCUCUACAAUUCUUUUGUACAUGGUUACUAGACCAAAACAUCUAAAAAGUGAAAAAAGGCAGGGCUGUCAACCCCGGGCAAUUUAAAAUCUUGAGAUUGAUAAAUCUGUCUUUUGUUUUAGAUUUUUGAAUCAAACAGUAUUUGCCUAUACAUGUUAUAUUAUUAUAUUAUAGCAUUACUCAGAGGCUUUUUUAUUUAGCACUGACAAUCUUUUGGAACUGAAAUACUGUCUCAACAUUUGUUUCAAAUUUUCCCAUGCUCCCUUUCAGUCUAAGCUUUGACAAUGUAAUCUUUUGSAACCCAACUACAUGAUUGGGUAAAUUAUUGUUGCUGUGAUUACAUGCACAUUCAUUAUUUUGUUACCUUGUAAAUUCAUUAUACUAGAGUGAAGUCAUUAAACAUGUGAACAAAACGUUUGAUACAAUUAGACACAAAAUAAAACAAAAUGUGUUCUAUUUGUGUUUUAUCUCUUUCACAUGUUUUUUAACUUCACACAAAUAGCCCAGUCCUGGCCUUUCGACUCACUCCAGGAAUCACGGGGACCUCAGCUUAACGAAGCGGACAGAAAGGGAGUUCAGGACUGGACCAACAAAAAGUUUAAACAUUAAUAAGACUUAGUUUGAGUAYCAGUAUCAAAGGGAAUUGGGGCAAAGCAACACUAUACCCCACUGUCCCAGAGAACUUGUGGUUUUGCACCAAAGUGAUGCAGAAACCAAGAAAAUAGACCUUUGAGAUGGCUUUGCAAUGUUUUGAAAAUAAUUUUUGUUGUCAGAAAGUCAUGAUUUUGAUAUAAUUUUUCAUCAUUUGUGAUAUUUCCUAUAUACAUGUACAUGAAACAUUUUGUAAAUAAUUGCAACUAGAAGGCAAAAGGUUUUAUGCUACAAAAAGAUUCUUUUGAUUUGAUGAACUUCAACUUCCUAAAAACAAAAUUAGCUUAAAUUUAAUUCAAUAGACUAAGAAUAAUUUUGUUCUAUAAACAUUUAUUGACAUCAGUAAUAAAUUAUCACAUGUACAAAAUAGUCUACCUAUAAAUAUCCAAUACUUAGAGUCAAAUGUCACUGAAUAAGAUCAUUACAUACCAUGUCAUAUAUUUUGCAAUCAUCACGAUGAAGCAAUCAUGGCUAUUUCAAAAGUGGUUGUCAAGACAUUAGGAGGAUGCACAACCAAGUGUUAAAGUAGGCAAAUAUAGUCUACUGAAUGAAAAUCUUUGAUUAAGUUUCAAUCAUCUUUCUGCUUUAAUGACCUUAAAGUUUUCCUAAAUAGCUAUAAUUAUGAUAUUCAAUAAACUAAAAAAUACUUUCAGGUUUGAAAUACAUAUCAGUACAAGUUUGGAAUGAGAUGAAGUUCUAAUAAAUUAAUAUAAUACACAAUAUAAAAAGGGCUAUAUAAAUGAGUGCAAAUAUUCAAAUAUUUGAUACUUUUCCUGRAGUUACAAGUAUUUUGUUGAUCACUCAAUAAAAACCAAUUGCACUUUUAAAUCAUUGUUGGGGUCGCAUAAGUGAGAGUUACUGCUGUCAUCUUAUCCAGAGUAUAUUAAAAGAACCAUAACUUUACAUUCAAAUAACUUCACUUUGAAGACCAGAGCCUAGAUUUUAACCCUUGACACUUAGUUAUUACUUUCAAUCACUCACAUGUGCUUAUUGUAUGGUCAUGUUGCAAAUAGAUCAAUUAAAUAUUAUUGGACUAAAAUGCAGUUGAGUAGCUAAUAUGCAGUGAUAGUCCAAAAGAGUAACUUACAGUACUUUUAGACUAUCAACUCAUAGUUAACGAUACAGAGACUGAUUGCUUUUAAUAGUAUYCACCAAACUAUCCUGCAGGUGACUCAAAUACAUGUAUAUCAACAUGGGCAGGGAUAAUUUGCAUCUAUUGUUUAGGGGUACAAAAACAAGGAUCUGGUAACUUUUAGGGAAUUUUUAAGUCUUUUGGCACAGCAGUAUCUAGGGUAGAUUAAUGUUUGAGAUGUGAGAAUAAAAAACAAUCCUUA
Exaiptasia diaphana is the source of this 4132-nucleotide messenger RNA. Its product is annotated as BLOC-1-related complex subunit 5. Gene Ontology annotation, cellular component: synaptic vesicle membrane; cytoplasmic side of lysosomal membrane; BORC complex. Gene Ontology annotation, biological process: organelle transport along microtubule; lysosome localization; positive regulation of anterograde synaptic vesicle transport. The record is from RefSeq and is a predicted model, not a curated record. Bases 107 to 748 code for a protein of 213 amino acids. The transcript has a single exon. Lineage: Eukaryota; Metazoa; Cnidaria; Anthozoa; Actiniaria; Aiptasiidae.